This is a messenger RNA of Opisthorchis viverrini, 201 nucleotides long. RefSeq lists its product as hypothetical. The transcript has a single exon. The annotation marks the transcript as partial. NCBI's taxonomy places the organism in Eukaryota, Metazoa, Platyhelminthes, Trematoda, Opisthorchiida, Opisthorchiidae. The record is from RefSeq and is a predicted model, not a curated record.
AUGCGGGGCAGAAACACACAACGUGCUGACAGGCAAGCCAGCUGCCCGGCUCCGGUCAUUGGUCAAAACUUGUGUGUGCGGUGUACCACAGACUACCAGUAUCAGCGUGCUUCCCAAAGUGCACUGGAAAUCUAUGCACCAAAAUCCCUGGCCAAGAUCGAUGCGGAGAAAAGUGGGCAAAUGCUCCUUCGCUUGGUGUAG